Molecule: messenger RNA, 2406 nt
Organism: Paramisgurnus dabryanus
Lineage: Eukaryota; Metazoa; Chordata; Actinopteri; Cypriniformes; Cobitidae
Product: gamma-secretase subunit Aph-1b
Biological process (GO): positive regulation of catalytic activity; protein processing
Cellular component (GO): membrane
Source: RefSeq, a predicted model, not a curated record
CGAAAUAAAAGUCCCCGGAAAUGCUGCGUGUGUUUUCUUUGGGAAGAGAAACUAAAGACGAAGUUUGAAAAACAAAGUGCAAACUGACGACCGUAAACUGCGCCAGUAUAAUUUGUUUGUUUCAUGUUAAGUCUUUGACGAAUCGAUUCGUUGUCUCUAUAGGAGGACUCGGCGAUUUGUUUGUAAAUUUACGGCGUGAUAUACUGCAAUAACCCGUUUAAAUGGUCUCUAGGUAAUAGGACAUUAUGAAGUUAAUUUGUAUAUGUUUUAACUAGUAUUGUUUUUGUUGCCUGUAGCAACAGUGUUGUGUUUGUACUAUAGCCUGACCGUGCUUAUUAUCGAUUAUUUGUAUCGAGUAUAAAUUUGCAUAUCCAAAAUGACUGUGGCGGUGUUUUUUGGCUGUGCUUUCAUCGCGUUUGGUCCUGCAUUCUCCCUGUUUGUUUUCACUAUCGCUAAAGAUCCACUAAGAGUGAUCAUACUGAUCGCAGGGGCAUUCUUCUGGUUGUUGUCACUGCUGUUGUCCUCUCUGGUGUGGUUCAUCGCUAUGAAGGCCAGUAAUGCUGAGGAUGGGACACUUAAGAGAGGACUCCUGAUUUUUGGAGUUUUCUUUUCAGUCUUUCUGCAGGAAGUGUUUCGUUUCGCCUACUACAGACUGCUCAGAAAAGCCAACGAGGGUCUGGCAGCCAUUACUGAUGAUGCGAGUGCAACUAUUUCAGUCCGUCAGAUGGCUUACGUGGCAGGAUUGGGAUUCGGGAUCAUGAGCGGUGCUUUCUCAAUGAUUAACAUCUUGUCUGACUCUCUGGGUCCUGGGACCAUUGGCAUUUUUGGAGAUUCACAGUAUUACUUCAUAACAUCAGCUCUGAUGACUCUGGCAUUGACUCUUCUGCAUACUUUCUGGGGUGUGGUGUUUUUCGACGGUUGUGAGAAGAGCAGGUGGUGGGUCAUCAUUGUGGUUGUUUGUCUUCAUCUGCUGGUCUCUGGUCUGUCGCUCUUACACCCAAUGUAUGAGGGCAGUUUACCUCCUGUGUAUGUUAUAACACUGCUGAUGGGCAUUUGGGCGUUCUUCUCAUCUGGAGGGUCACUACAAAACCUCACUGCGCUCUUCACACGUGGAAAAGAAGAAAGGGAAACUUCAUAAGACAAAAUUUGUUGUAAUCUCUCAGAUUGAGAUGCAGGACAGCAGAUCUGCGGGGUUUGCUGCUCGACUGAUGGGCAGCAGUUUGGGAAAGGUCACAUUCACCUGCUCAAGCUCGAGGUGACCAGACGUGUCCUCUUCAACACACAUGAUCUUAUAAAGGUCAGACGGGCUGCGGGACUUUCAAAGAAGCACUGUAAAUAGCUUGAUCCAAAUCCACGCCAACGAGAUUUUCUGAUUUCCGUCAGACAUUUCAAAUUAUUUUGUUUUAAAAACAGCAUUCUCUGGCUUUUGUUUCAUGGUUUUGAUUUUAUUUGUUAAAUGUCAUAAAAUGAAGCCUUGUCAAUAAUAAGGCUGUUUUUAAGGGUCAAUGAUCAACCCUUAGGAUGUCCACCAAUUUCACACAUUAUUAUAUACAAGUAUUAAUAUACACAAGCGUGUACUUAUGCACAUACUUCAUUGUAACAUAUGAACACACAGUGAGAAAAUUCAGAUUUGAAUCUCUUCUUAAAUCCAGUCUUAAUGUGCAGUUAUACAUUGUUUUAAGCAGUUAUAUUUAAUCAUUGUGGUUAAUUUUGUCAGUAAAAACACGCCAGCAGCUACACAUACUGGAAACAACAUCCUUCAAACUGAACAAAAUCACACUGUUGAUGGCUCAAUUUUUGUGUUUUAAGAGUACCAUGGAACCUUUAUGCAAAAUCUGGAUAUUUCAGAUCCUUCUGGUGCUGGCCUGUGGUCCUGUCAGGUUGUGUAAAACAAAUCAUUUCACAUUUGCAUGAUGCUGUUCAGUAUUGUGUAUAAUGCUUCUCGCUUAUUUAUAUUAUUAAUCUGAUCAAACUAUAAGUUGCGUUACACUAACAUAGUUUAAUUCCUGCACCAGCACACUAACAUCUGUUUGCCUUAAGAAAGCAUUCAGCAGUCACUUGUGGUUGGGGUAGCCGAUUGUUGUGUGGGCCUAUGUUGAUGCAGAUUUCAUGUAGCUGGACCACAUUAAAUUUGGUGCUCUGUUAUGUUUCAGUUCACUAAAUCGUGUUGCAGAUUUGUAUUAUUUGGUGAAUGUUUUUUUCUUUACUCAUGUCCUGUGAAAGCCAUUUCUAGUCCACAUUUCAGUGUAUUUGAUCAAGUGUUAGUAUGUUGGUGUUUGCUAUGGAUCUUAUGUUUGAGUUCAUAUACUUUAAAUAAUAAUAAUUUGGUGCUUUUCAGAAUUUCAAUUACAGAAUGUCUUUUUGUAUGUGAUAUUUUGAUGCUGCUUUAUAAACUUUCUAAAACUA